Messenger RNA from Parastagonospora nodorum SN15, 1592 nucleotides. RefSeq lists its product as hypothetical. The record is from RefSeq and is a predicted model, not a curated record. Gene Ontology annotation, cellular component: cytoplasm. Bases 41 to 1519 code for a protein of 492 amino acids. NCBI's taxonomy places the organism in Eukaryota, Fungi, Ascomycota, Dothideomycetes, Pleosporales, Phaeosphaeriaceae. The transcript has a single exon. Gene Ontology annotation, molecular function: hydrolase activity, acting on carbon-nitrogen (but not peptide) bonds.
GACCAAUACCAUCUCGAGUUUCGAGAUACAUUACAAAGAUAUGGCUACCGAAUAUGACCUUGUCAUCGUUAAUGGAAUUGUCGUGACAGACACCGAGAUUCAAGAGUGGGAUAUAGCGAUCAAAGAUGAGAAGAUCGCAAAUAUAGUAUCGAGGGGAGGUUUGAACGAUGUCAAAGCCGCAAAGACUAUUGAUGCUGAGGGCGGGUAUGUGAUGCCAGGAGGAGUCGAUGCCCACGUCCAUCUUCAAGAGCCACCUCUGUUUGGGAAAGGUUCAACAGCGGACAACUAUGAAACUGGAUCUCGCAGCGCAGUGUGUGGCGGUACAACAACCAUGGUUACCUUCGCUCCCCAGAAGAAAAGUGAGGAUACCCUCCUUGACACCCUCGCCGCGACGCACGCACGCGCAAAGGACAAUUGCUACAUCGACUACUCCUUCCAUCUGCUCGUAGGCAAUCCAUCAGAAAAAGCACUGUCAGAAUUCAAGACCCUCCGCGAAGAGGGCAUUUCCAGUCUGAAGAUCUACAUGACCUACGAAGCGCUUCAGCUCCACGACGGUCAAAUCCUCGACGUCCUCAUGGAAGCCCGCAAACAAGGCAUCACGACCAUGAUCCACGCCGAGAACAACCAUGUAAUCAAUUGGAUGACCACACAACUCGAAAAGCGUAAGCUAUAUGAGCCAAAGUAUCAUGGCCCCAGUCAUCCACCCAUCGCAGAAAUCGAAGCCACCUAUCGCGCCAUAUCUCUGAGCGAAUUCAUGGACACACCCAUACUCAUCGUACACGUCUCCACGCCGCAGGCUACUACACACAUCAAAGCGGCAAAAGAUCGCGGGCUUCCUAUCUUUGCAGAGACGUGUCCGCAGUAUCUUUUCCUCACUAAGAAGCAUCUCGACGCCCCUGGCUUCGAAGGCGCGAAAUGCGUGUGUUCCCCUCCGCCCCGAGAAUCCGAAGCCGACUGUGACGCCAUCUGGACCGGACUGGCCGACGGGACGUUCACGAUUUUGUCGUCGGAUCACUGUCCGUUUCGCUACGAUGAUGCGGAAACAGGGAAGAAGUCGAGUAUCAGCGAAGAAUUUCCAAAUGGGCAUUUCAAAUACAUUCCGAAUGGGUGCCCAGGGAUUGAAACGCGUCUGUCUCUAGUCAUGAGCGCUGGACGCCUGCAGUUGACAAAGUUUGUAGAAGUGACGAGCGCAAACCCCGCGAAGUUGUACGGGCUUUGGCCAAAGAAGGGUGCGAUACAAGAGGGAAGUGAUGCGGAUAUCAACAUAUGGUACCCUGAGGGUAAGAUGAAGGAGUUUGAGUUGACGAAUGAUAUGCUGCAUCAUGACGUUGAUUACACGCCAUUCGAAGGGCGGUUAUUGAAGCAGUGGCCGAGAUAUACCGUGUUGAGAGGCAGGAUAGUGUGGGAUCGAGAUCAUGGAGGACUUUUGGGCGAGAAAGGACAUGGGAAGUUCGUGAAUAGGGAACAGAGUGAUCUUGCGAAGCCGAGAUUGGAGGGCGAGUGGCAACUGCCGCUGUAAUUAUAAUUGCUUGAAUCCGCCAGAGAAUCAGAUUGAAGUUUACAGCUUCGCUUCAAGCGGGCGUUCUAAACCC